Messenger RNA from Neoarthrinium moseri, 1689 nucleotides. RefSeq lists its product as uncharacterized. The coding region runs from base 1 to 1689 and encodes 562 amino acids. Gene Ontology annotation, molecular function: transmembrane transporter activity. NCBI's taxonomy places the organism in Eukaryota, Fungi, Ascomycota, Sordariomycetes, Amphisphaeriales, Apiosporaceae. The record is from RefSeq and is a predicted model, not a curated record. Gene Ontology annotation, biological process: transmembrane transport. The transcript is spliced from 5 exons.
AUGGCACAGCCGACCUCUCCAGAGCUCGUAGCAGAGCCGAAGCAACCUUUGGGUAUUGAGCACAAUGUCACUCAAGCGCCUGAACAAGGGUUCAAGGGCAGUGAAGAUGAAGCUUCCAUACCCGAAGGUGUUGAACAGGUUGAAGCAAUUACUAAAUUAUGGACCAAACAGAUGUUAUGGACGACAUUUGCCCUGAUCUGGUUUCUGUGCUUCGUGGUAGAUAUGCUUUCGUCCGUCCAAGACGCUCUUUCUCCGUACAUCACGUCCUUCUUCUCGAAACACGGCUUACUCGCCAACAUCAACAUACCUUCGCGAAUCAUCGCGGGCGUCGUAUUGCUUCCCGUGAGCAAGAUCAUUGAUCUUCGCGGCCGUACCGAAGGUUUCAUUGGUUCUAUUGUACUCAUUGUCUUGGGUAUGGUAAUGAAGGCAGCUUGCCAGAAUGUGGAGACCUACGUUGCUGCUCAAGUAUUUUACUGGGUUGGAAAGGCAGCGCUUGGCUUCGUCCUAGAGGUCUUCGUCGCUGAUAUCACCACUCUGAGGAACAGAAUGAUCAUGUUAACUCUCAAUGGCACUCCAGUUUUGGCUUCUACCUUUGCAGGUCCGCAAAUAGCCCAACUGUUCUACACAUACUCAAACUUCAGAUGGGCCUUCGGAGCAUGGUCGAUCAUCCUCAUUGGCUCCUCUAUCCCUGUGAUCUGCAUCCUCUUCUUUCAGGAACGCAAGGCGCAGAAAGCUGGAAUAGUCCUGGUUGGCAUGACACUUAUUGCGGCUGGAUUCAUCCUGUUCCUCCUUCCAUUCAGCCUAGUAGCGUAUUCAACAGCCGGAUGGGAAAGCCCUCACAUCAUCGUCAUGAUCAUAUUGGGUCUGGCUUGCCUGGCCGCAUUUCUGGUUUGGGAGAAAUAUUUCACGCCGAUCAAUUUCUUCCCAUUCGAGGUCUUGAAGGAUAGAACAGUCAUGAACGCGGCACUGACACAUGCCCUCAUGUUCAUGACGAUAUUUAUUUGGAACGCUUACUACAGCUCAUAUCUCCAGGUGGUCCAUGGCUUGAGCAUUAGAGAUUCUAACUAUGUACUCAACGGCCUUGCACUGACUUCGUACUUUAUUGGACCAUUCGUUGGGCUAUAUAUCCGCUACACUGGCCAUGUCAAGUACCCAGCGUUGGCAGCCAUCCCCAUCUAUCUGCUUGGAACAGCCCUUAUCGCAUACUUCAGGACACCAUCGGCUUAUGUGGGCUACAUUACAAUGUGUCAGGUACUUGUGGGACUUGGCAGUGCAUUGCUCACGGACACUUCAAGACUUGCUGUCAUGGCGGCAGUCAAGCAUAAAGACGUCGCUUUGUCCCUUGUGAUCCAUAACUUGUUCACUGCUAUUGGAUCUGCCAUAGGUUUUGCCAUUGCUGGAGGCAUGUGGACAAACAUGCUUCCAUACAAACUUGCCGAGUAUCUCCCUGAGGACAGCAAGUCCGACGCAUUCAAGAUAUUUGGAGACAUCACACUGCAGAUGCAGUACCCAAUUGGGCACCCCAUACGUGAUGGUGUCAUUGCUGCCUAUGGCGACGUUGGUAGGAAAAUGGUCAUCGUCGGUUCUGCCCUUACGCCUUUGAUGAUCAUUACUGUACUUCUAUGGCGAAACAUCAAUGUCAAGGAUAUGGAGGCAAAAGAGAGGGAAGAGCGUGGCAACGUGUUCUAA